This is a messenger RNA of Harmonia axyridis, 912 nucleotides long. RefSeq names its product sesquipedalian-1-like. Gene Ontology annotation, biological process: receptor recycling; retrograde transport, endosome to Golgi; endosome organization. Gene Ontology annotation, cellular component: trans-Golgi network; early endosome; recycling endosome. The record is from RefSeq and is a predicted model, not a curated record. The transcript has 4 exons. Lineage: Eukaryota; Metazoa; Arthropoda; Insecta; Coleoptera; Coccinellidae. Bases 56 to 742 code for a protein of 228 amino acids.
UUAGUAGGCGAAAUUUUCAAUAUUUUGGUUUUUAUUCAAAAAAAUAUUGUUUAAUAUGAAAAUUAACGAAAAGAAUCUUUGUGCUUACGCUGUAUCUGCAACUCCGAUAGAUAAGGAGGGAUAUUUGAGUAAAAAGGGCGAAGUCAAUAAAGCAUUUCAAAAAAGGUAUUUUGUAUUGAAAGGAAAUUUAUUAUUCUAUUUCGACAAAAAAGGGGACAAGGAACCACUUGGUGUUAUAAUUUUGGAGGGUUGUACUUUAGAAUUGAUCGAUGAUGAAGAACAGUUCUGUUUCAAAAUUGAUUUUCAUGGAUCAACUAAUAGAUGUUACAUUCUGGGAACUGAUUCUCAGGAAUCAAUGGAGCAAUGGAUGAAAGCUCUAGCUUGUUCUAGUUAUGAUUAUAUGAAGUUAAUGGUUGCAGAAUUACAGAAGCAGCUGGAUGAUAUUGAAGAAACUCCUUUAAGUGAACCUCAGCAUAGUGCUUCACCCAAACCUCCUCCUAGGCAUCGACAUAAUCCUUUUGAUAGAGUGGAAAACUUCUCAAACAGUAAUUCACAUUCAACACACACAACAGCGAAACAAGAAACAAAUUAUAGCAUCCAACCUAGUACCUCACAAAUAAGAAUUUCCUUCAAAGAGCUUCAUAAUUCCUAUGGACGAAAAAUAAUAUUGGAUUAUAACAUGUGGAAUCAAAAACGGAGACUUGUGAAGGAAAAAGAAGAAGAGAACCUAAUUAGUUUCUAGGAUAUUGAGAAAAUUUAUUGAAUGAAUGAAAAAAAAGAACAUAAAGUAUUUAUUAUUAUUUAUUGUUUAUUGAUGACUUGUUUAGAAUAGUUAGAAUUGAAUAUUAUUUGAUAUUAAUUUCCAAACCAACUGAUUUAUUAUAAUAAAUUAAGAGAAAUUGGACUCUUCAA